AUGGCGGAGGCUCCGCCCCGCCAGCUUCGCAGCUUCCAGGUCCCGGUGAAGUUCGAGUCUAACUACAAUGCCGGCGGCGCGAACGGAGAGGACAGUGUCCAAUGGUCGCAAAGCAUGGGCCAGGUGACACUGACCCACCGGCUCGAGGGCAUCCUCGAAGAUCGCCGGGAGUGGUCCAGUGAGGACGUCAAGGUGGAGCUCUCGGCCAAAGGGAUGAAGGUGACCCUCAACGGGGAUCUCUUCAAGCCUCUCUCUGCAGAUUUCCUCGGCGAGGUGUGGCGGUUCAAAUCCUGGUGGACAGUGGAGAGCGGCGUGCUCAUCAUCCACGUCUUCAAACGGCAGAUGGCAACCUGGCGAUUCCCUUUCCAUCGCGACACCGGGGGCACGGGCCUUUUCAGGAGAAAUCCGUUCCCCUGGACGCCGGCCAUGCGGGAUGCGCCGGGUGGAACGAACAUCUCACACUUGGACAUCAACUACGCCAAGGAAGCGCCAAAGGAGGAAGAGCUCGAAGUCAUCCCGGCCGGUCGCCCGGAGCCACUCCCGGGCGAGAUCCUGCCGGAUGGCAGCGUGAAGGAGGCUGCGCCGGGCGGUAUGUUUGCCUUGCUCCCGGAGGGUCUCGUCUGCACGCCCAACGACCUUUGUCUUGGCAUCAGCGCUCACCAGGAGGACUACUCCGUCACGAUCGAAGUUCACUUCGAGCGAGAUCGCUAUGAGCGCCUGUGUGCGCGAUAUCCCCUGGAGGCGCUGCUAGCAGCUGAUGUCUGGUCAAACGCAGUCUCGAUCUUCUUCCAGGGCGACCGUAGCAAUCCAAUCCUCUUCGGCGAGCUGAGUGGGCAGGUCAUACCGGAAUCGAGCACCUGGCGCAUGGGCUCCUCAGAUCCUAUGAGGAGGCGGCAAGUUGCCGGAGACAGGUACAGCCCCUGCCUCGUGGUGAAGCUGACCAAGGCGUCCCGCCAUCCCGAUGUCUGGAAGACGGUGUUCAAGGAGACCUGGCAGCACAAGCUGAUGGUCAAGGAGCUCGGGCCUUUCGGCCCGGAGCACUUUGAAGGGAUGAGUGGCGGGAAGACCUAUCUACGCGCAGGCUACAACCUGGAUGAGCCAGACUUUUGGGCCAACGUGGACAACUAUGCCUUCACAACGAUGAAGCAGUCCGGUUACACCUCGGCGCCCAAGAAGCUCGUAGCGUAG
Messenger RNA from Symbiodinium sp. CCMP2592, 1188 nucleotides. The record is from the annotation of a GenBank genome assembly. Lineage: Eukaryota; Dinophyceae; Suessiales; Symbiodiniaceae.